AUGAAGUGGGAGGACACUUGUAUACAGUCUGGUGAAAACCCAAGCCGAGAUCUCACACUCUUUACUUAUUCACUGAGGAAGUUCAUUUCUGUCUGUCUGACAAAGCUCUGAAACGGAAAGGUGACGAGGCGUGUCUGAAACACAACCUCUUAAAAUAAUCUGAAUCCAGGUGAAAGAAAAAUGAGCACUGCAAAGGUACCCUGCGAGAACAACAAUAUGCUUUCCAAGAAGGCAGAAAAAGGCGACCACAUUGCGACCCUGCACACGGACGGCAUCCCUGAAGACACGCUCAUUAAGGUGCGGGAGUACCUGGAUUGUUUCCACCUCUCCCUGCAUAAGCUGCAGGAGGUCUCGGCCCGUCUCCAGAGGGAUCUGGUUCGAGGUUUGGGGAAACACAGCCACCACAGAGCGUCGGUCAAGAUGCUGCCCAGCUUCGUCAGGGCGACGCCCGACGGGACCGAGAAAGGCGACUUCCUGGCGUUGGAUCUCGGAGGAACAAACUUCCGGGUGCUUCACGUCCGCGUGGUGGAAGAGGAGCAGAAAGUCCUGAAGAUGGACAGUCAGAUCUGUGCCAUUCCCAAGGAAAUGAUGGUGGGAACUGGAGAACAGUUGUUCGACCACAUCGCCGCCUGUCUCGGGGAUUUCCUCAUCUCCCAUAAUCUGAAAGGACAAACUCUUCCUCUGGGCUUCACUUUCUCCUUCCCCUGCGAACAGAGAGAAAUUGACAAGAGCAUCCUGAUCCGCUGGACCAAAGGCUUUAACUGCAGCGGGGUGGAGGGCAAAGAAGUGGUGCAGUUACUGAGAGAGGCCAUUGAAAGGAGAGGGGACUAUCAUAUUGGCUCAGUUGCCAUGGUGAACGACACAGUAGGCACGAUGAUGAGCUGCGGCUACAGAGACCGGAGCUGUGAGAUCGGCAUGAUUAUCGGUACGGGAACCAACGCCUGCUACAUGGAGGAGAUGAAGAACGUGAAGCGGGUGGAGGGUGAGGCCGGGCGGAUGUGCAUCAACACAGAAUGGGGCGGCUUCGGAGACAACGGCUCGCUGAAGGACAUCCUGACUAAGUUUGAUGUGAAGGUGGACAAGAUGUCUAUCAACCCCGGUGUCCACACCUUUGAGAAGAUGAUCAGCGGCAUGUAUUUGGGAGAAAUUGUGCGGCUGCUGCUGGUCCAACUGACGGAGGAGAAGCUACUGUUUAACGGACAGACAUCGGAGGUGCUGCUGACCCCGGAAUCAUUCGAGACCAAGUUCAUCUCUGAGAUUGAGGAGGAGAAACACGGUCUGGAAAACACGCAGAAGAUCUUGACCAAACUGGGAUUGAAAUGGGAUUUGGUCGACUCCUGCGUGGUGCGUCUAGUCUGUGACGCCGUCUCCUCGCGCUCUGCCCGUCUCUGUGCUGCUGCCCUGGCAACCCUCGUCAACCGUAUCCGGAAAAAACGUGGGCUUGACCAUCUGAAGACCACGGUGGGGGUGGACGGGACGGUCUACAGGAAACACCCCAAUUUCAGCAAGGAGCUCCAGGAGACGGUGCACCUUCUCAGCCCUGAGUGUGACAUCUCCUUCCUGAUCUCAGAGGACGGCAGUGGGAAAGGCUCUGCCAUGGUAACAGCAGUGGCUCAACGGCUGGCUCUCCAGUCCCGCCUCUUAGAGGACAGUGACGGUGAUGAUGAGGAAGAGGAGGAGGAUAAUUAAAGAGUCUGGAUGCACUACUGUACAACAGCUCUUUAUACGUGUUAAAACCUGCAGGGUUCUCAUGCAGCUAACUUUGUUAUUAUUGUUAUAAGAAAGAUUUGUCUUUCACAACACCAACAGUCUCUUUUCAGUCACUGAUGCCCCUUCCACAGCAGAGAUUAAAGGGUAACUGUUUGUGUUACACUGCAUGUUAAAUGACUUUUUCUUUUUUGGUUUGUUGCAACUUGAGUUAUCCUCAAAACAAAUUUGGUGCUUACAGUAUCAGAAAGUCAGACCGAGGAAGAGGAGGGGUCAUGCAGACUUUUAUUACUUGAAUCUGCUAACCAUGCAUACCUUUUGUUCUUUUUAAAUUAUUUCCCUUUAAGUGGUCAAAAUGUUGCUGCUGUUUUUGUUUCAAAUGGGAAAUAAAGACCUUUUUCACAA
Messenger RNA from Eleginops maclovinus (Patagonian blennie), 2112 nucleotides. Its product is annotated as hexokinase-4-like. Gene Ontology annotation, cellular component: mitochondrion; cytosol. The record is from RefSeq and is a predicted model, not a curated record. Gene Ontology annotation, biological process: glycolytic process; carbohydrate phosphorylation; glucose 6-phosphate metabolic process. Gene Ontology annotation, molecular function: ATP binding; fructokinase activity; D-glucose binding. Lineage: Eukaryota; Metazoa; Chordata; Actinopteri; Perciformes; Eleginopidae.